AAAUAUCGAUUAUCGUGUUUGAAACGGGCAGAGAAGACGAUGCUACAUGCUAGAAACGAUCCCACUCUGUUAUUCGGGGUUAGCAUGCUAGUAGCAGCUAGCCGUGACAGAACUGUAGACUCGUUUUCUGCUGCAGGUUUUGGUUUGAGCUGUGAACUGUCAGAGACGAACCGCAGGAGACUGGAGACAAAGCGUGUGACAGAACAGAGGGGGAGCUGUGAAUCUGGAGGUGAUGGCGCCCACACGGAUGAAGCUGCGUGUGCGUCGGCGUGAUAAUGCGGCCGGAGGUUCAGGUGCUGCAGCAGGAGGCGGUCAGCCGGAGGAAGAGGAGGAGAGGAGCCGAGAGAGCAGUGGUCGCAGCAGCAGGAGGAAGAACACCAACAACACGCCGACUACAGCUGCUGCUGCCUCCUCUUCAUCGCCUCCCUCCUCCUCGGCCGCAGCCUCGGCGCGGGCAGUGAUGGCGGCAGAGGAUGCGUCACCUGACUCCAAGUGCCCGAUCUGCCUGGACCGCUUCAACAACCUGGCGUACCUGGACCGCUGCCUGCACCGCUUCUGCUUCCCCUGCAUCCAGGAGUGGUCGCACAACAAGGCCGAGUGUCCGCUCUGCAAGCAGCCCUUCGCCUCCAUCUUGCACUCGGUCCGCGCUGAGGAUGACUUCAAGGAGUACACGCUGCGUCCGCCGCCAGCCAACAGCAGCGUCGCUGCCACUGUUGCAAUGGUGGCGGCGAUGGCUUCGGCGGCGAGGAGCAACCACCAGAUGAGGCUGAUGCUGAGGAGGCACAGAGGAGCAGAUGGAGGAGAGACUACCACACAGAGACGCAGGAGGGAGAGGGGAGGAAGAGGAAGGGGAGGCAGCAGGGUGGGGGAGAGGACGGGGGUGUGGGAAUGGUACCUGGACACUCCCCCACUCACUCUCCCUCCUCUUCCUCACCAUCCCACCGUCUCUCCGGUGGUUGCAGAGGACAGUGAGGAGGGAGAAGACCUGGAGGAGCAGACGAUGAGGGGAGGGGCUGCCCUGGCGGAGCGGGGGGUGAUAUUUGAGGGACUGACGGGGCUCGGGGGAGCGGCGGAACCUACGGCCCCCACUGACCGGGCCUCACGGCGGCUGAUGACUCGACUGGCGGCGAGGCAGCGGCUGCAGCGAGAAGGUGGAACUGUCCGGCGGCUGAGGGAAAGAGAGACGGUGGCAUUCCGUCGGACCCUCUACCGCAGUGGUAUACGAGUCCAUGGCGUCGCCGGGAUCGGUAACCAGGGGCAGCAGCAGCGUGACAUCACAGCAGAGAGCUUCCGCAGGAACCCUGUCCACCUGAACAGGCUCCGCCCCUGGUUGCAGCGGGAGCUCACAGUGCUGUACGGCGCUCAUGGCUCGCUGGUCGACAUCGUCCAGCGUAUCAUCAUGGCACGGCUCGCCCGCCACGGCUUGGAGGACACGCCUACAAUAGAAGAAGAGCUCCGACCCUUCCUAUUGGCCCGCACCGAUCACUUCCUGCAUGAGCUGGUCAGCUAUGCACGCUCGCCGCUCAGCCUGGAGAACUACGACCUGCAGGCGGUGUACGAGCCGCCAGCCGAGGCCAUGGAGGUGGACGGGACGAGCAGCUCCUCUGACAGCAGCUCCGUCAUCGCCAUCUCUGAGGGUGAUGAGGAGGAGAGGCGGCGGGGAGGAGGAGAGUCGGGGGAGAGGCUGCUGGGGAGGGCGGGAGGCGUUCAUGAUGACAUCAUCCAAACUGGAAGCUCCCUCAGCCUGUCAGCCUGGGAUGACGAGACUCCAGGCCCCUCCUACUCCACCGCCGAGCCCUCGUGUUCGCUCGCCUCGCUGUCAUUCAGCCCCGCCCCCCAGGAGACAGCCAAUGAGGGAGGAGAGAAGCGUGAGGAGGAGGGAGAGGAGGAGUGUCUGAUUGUUGGUUACAAGAAGCCGAUAGCGGAGCGGACUCCUGAACUGGUACAGCUCUCCUCUGACACCGAGGAGGAAGAGGAGAAGAAGAAGAAGAAGACGGAGGAGGAGGAAGAGGGAAACACGGCUGAGAAGCUUCCUCUCCUCCCCCCCACCACCCCCCCUCUCUCUUACUUACCCAUAAUCCCUCCCUCUACUUCAGGCGCCUACAGAGACGAACAGGACGACAAGCCGCAGGAGAAAGAUAGCGAGGUGGGCGAACACCGCUCACGUGCACGCUCCUGGUCGGGCAGCUCGGGAAGAAGCAGGAACUCUGUGUGCACGCUCAGCCCAGCGUCUCCCGGGCAGAGCGAGGGGCGGCGAGAGAGAGGGAGCUGGCGAGACGGAAAGCAGUGUGCCGGUGAGGCAGCGAAGGAGAAGAGGAGGAGGAAGAGGAGCCGAAGAGGGCGGGAGAGGAGCGGCGACAGACUGAAGAAGAGUGGCACCCUGUAUAACCCAAACCGCUCCAUUUAUCCCGCCAUGAUGCGUCAACGCUCCCACUCCCCCUCGCCGUUUCACUCCAGCGUGGAGUCUGGCUCGCCGCUGCCACCCAGCCCGCCUGACUCCGGCUGGGAGUAUCGCUGUUCCCAGGUCUCCCCCCUCACCUCCUCUGUCUCCUCCCCCUCCCGCUCCUCCUCCUCGUCGCAGCUCUGCUCCUCUCCACAGACGCCACCGACGCCGUCGCUGUCCCCCGGUGGCCACGGCAACGCUCACCACGGAGAAAAACCCGGCGGGAAGAGGAAGUACAAAAGCCGCCAUCUGGACAGCAACGACAAGGAUCCCACGUGGAGGCCGAGCAGCAGUCAUCGCAAGGAGAAGAGGAGGGAGCGGAGGGAGAAGGAGAGGAAGAGGAGGCGGAGAGACGAAGGGAGGAGGAGAGGCAGGCAGAGGAGGGACACAGGUGGAGACAGCAGCAGGAGGAGCCGAGACGACCGGAGUCCCAGCGUGGAGAUCAUCUAUGAGGGCACCAUCACCUCCAGCGCCACGCAACCGCCCGCCAGGAAACGACGCAGGAAACGUCACCGCAGGACUCAACAGAGCAGUUCUCCGGUCAUCAUCACCCUCGACAGCGACAGCAGCCACGACGACGUCAACACCAAGAACAACCACAGCAGCAGCAGCAGUCCGCUCAGCAGCCAGCAGACGGUCGACUUCUCAGACCUUCCUCCUCUCCCAUUGGUUCACUCUGCCGGCGUGGGCGAAGCCUUGAAUGCAGAGAUCGGCGAGCUUCCCGUCGACAUCCUGGACCGUGGAUCCGACGGGUCGGAGACCGAGCCGGUGGGCCAGUGUGGGGCUGCGGGUCCCAUCGCUAUUGACAACAGCGACAACAGUGAGCAGGAGGUGGACGUGGAAAAUGUCGACUCAGUGCUGGAGUCGGAUGAUGAUAAAGGACCAAUCAGAACAGCUGAUACUAACACAACCACUGCUGUCACUCAGAGAGAGGCGGGGACUGUGGGCGGACACACAACUAGCCAGAACGAUUCUGCCUCCACCACAACAAAUCUGGUUCCCAAAAGAAACUCUGAGGGCUCUGACAGCCGUCUGCUGGCUUCCAUCCUCAACGACCUGAAGGGAAUCUCUGCCCCUAAAUGUGAUCUUUCCUUGAACCUCGAGUCUAAUUCAUCAUCCGACACCAGGAGGAAGAGUUUCAGGGAUCAGUGUGAGGUCACUCAGGCUCGUUUACACCAGGACGGCUGGUCGGCUGAGACGAGUCCUGAUUUACCUGAGGAGCGGCAGUGUAACGACAACACAGACCAAAACCUGGGCUUUGACUUGUCAGCGUUUCAAACCUCCAUCCCUCCACUUCCUCUUCUCGAGCGAUCGAAGGAGUGUCGGGUCAGAGAGGAGGGCAGAGACCUCCCCCCACUCCUGAAACAGGCCAGUCCUGUUCGCUCUUACAACAGAAACACGCCGCCGCCAUUAAAACACAAGGAUGCUGGGAGUCCACACCUGUUAACCAUUUCUCCCAUUGACCUGUGCUCACCUCACGGCUCCGACGCCGACCCAGUCGGUGAAAAUUCUCAUGCUGACCUCAAUUCAAAUCCCACCAUCUCCCCCAUUGACUCUCAUUUAGGGGCUGAGCUGCCUAAAGACAACCAGGCUAUCCCCCCCAUCUCAACGCUGAAGAGACAUUUCACCAGCUCGUUGGCGCUGAGAGGAGCUCUGGCCUCAGCUCCACCCAUUGACUCCCAUCCACCUGCUCCAUCUAAAGCAGGAGCAUUCCAUUCCAUGAGUCACAAACCUCCCGCUGAUUCCCAUCCUCUUUCUGAUAGGAGAGCCGACUGCUUACCACGUCUGGACUUCAACGCCUUUCAUUCUCCAAAGUUACAUUCCGGCCUUGAAAGCACAAAAACAAUGUCUUCAGCUAUUGACUUGCAUCCUGUGAAUUCUUUACCGGCUGUGGAUUUCCAUUCGGCCAACACCAGCUGGUGGAAAGACAAGCCGGCUCACACUGACUCUACCUCCAGAGGUCACAGGAAUAAGACUCCCAGCCCAGAUUCCUGUCGAGCACCUGCUGACCUCCGUCCUAACAGCAGGGGUUCUGCUGAAGGAGCUCCGGCAGGUCGUGAUGUUUUCUCAGGAGCCAACUGUAACAACACUUCACCCCCUGUUUUUGCUCCUCCCACUGAUCCCAGGACUCGAUAUCCCUCCUCACCUGUUCACUCCUUCUCUUCUAGUCAAAGAGAGACCUUGUCAGAAAAGCUUUCCCCCCCUGGAAACCCCAAAUGUCCCGAUGACCUCCACCCCUCCAACGCAGCUCCAGAAGGACUGACGGACAAUAAAGCCUCGCCCGUAGUCAACCACGAGGAGCGACUGCCUAACGCUCACCUGCCUCCCGUUGAUUUGCAUCGUACAAGUCUUGUGCCGCCUGCCAAUGAUCAAUCUUGCUUUGUCAGCACCGUGGAGCCCUUGAACCACACAGCCUUACCAUCCUCUACCUUCAGAACAUCACAUAGAAAGUGCGGCUCGCGGUCCGAGUCGACCAUUGAGUCCCACUCAAAACUUCUCCGCCCCGCUGACUCCGAUUCAAAAGCUCACAACCACUUUGUGUCCAGCGCCGACCCACAGUUCCCCGUUCACGCCUGUUCCAAUCACAACACCUCCGUCGACUCCGAGCGUGAACCUCAGCCAACCGUCGACGCUCACUCAAAAAACCCUCACAGAGACUUUCAUCUCCCGGCAGACAAUCACAUCGCGUCUUCCCUCCAGAACUCAAACUCCUCCACCGACAGCCAAUCAGAGUCUUCGUCGGCCGUCGACGAACACUCGACCGGCGGCGUCUGGAACACACACACACACACACGCCUGACAUGAAGAGAUUUAAAAUGUUUUAAGGACUUUAUGGAUAAAAUAUAAAGAACGAAGUGCUGUUUUUUUUUUUUUUUUUUAAUCUCCUGUUGUUAUUUGUGUUUGUUUAUAAGAUAAAUUGUUCAUUUUAAGAUGUAACCUCUUUCAUCCCUGUGGCUGAGAUCAUGAAGCCGUUUGCUGUGUUUGUACGUAAGAACGUAUUUUAAACUAUUGUUUCCCAACGUGACUGGUAGUUUGUUUCUCUGGGACGAAGAGGAACACAGACGGAUCAAUAUAUCAGGUCAUCAGUACGAACAAUAAUGCAAAUUAAAGAGUUAAAUUUAGGUUUGAACAAGAGCAUAAUAUGAAAUGAUGAUGUUUGAAAUUGAUUUUGGAAUGAAAACAUGUUUGAUUUUGUUGAUAUGGUGAUAAUGAUUAUUGAUGAGUGAUGAGUGAUCCCAGCCACCUCUGGACGAGACACACGGAAAUAUUUAUGCCCACAAACUUAAACAGGCCAAAACAAACAUUAAAGGACUAUUCCAGAGUGAAUCCUGUUUCCUCCUGUUUGUCAGUCAAAUGCAGAAUAAAGAUGUGGUGUAAGAAAUGAAGGUGAUAUUAGUGUGAUAUUGAUAUAAAUUGAUCCAGGACACAGGUCACCACAAUUUCACCAGACUCCCUUUACAAAUCAGCUAAUUUAAGUAGUUGAGUAGCGUAAAGCUUUAUACCCAUUAUGAAACUGUGUCUCUGACAGAUUCUGACUCAUUGUGUCCUUGUUGUAAAUUCAGCAUUAAAUCUUUCAGCUGAAGUU
This is a messenger RNA of Acanthopagrus latus (yellowfin seabream), 6029 nucleotides long. RefSeq lists its product as uncharacterized. The transcript is spliced from 4 exons. Gene Ontology annotation, molecular function: ubiquitin protein ligase activity; metal ion binding. The coding region runs from base 233 to 5248 and encodes 1671 amino acids. The record is from RefSeq and is a predicted model, not a curated record. Gene Ontology annotation, biological process: protein polyubiquitination; protein monoubiquitination. NCBI's taxonomy places the organism in Eukaryota, Metazoa, Chordata, Actinopteri, Spariformes, Sparidae.